AUGAAAAGCUGCCAUUACAAGGCACUUUCCCACUUUCCAGACAUAAAUGUAGGAUGUGGUAAUUCCAUUGGGAUAAACCCUUAUCCAACAUAUCCAUUAGCAAGUGGAGAAAUUGCCACGUAGGCCCAAAACAAUCCUUUAUCCCAAUUUUCCACCUCUCACCACAACCUCUCCCUUCACUCUCUAUCCUAAUCCACUCUUCCCAUAUCAACUUCCUCACAUUGAGAACUACCCAAAGUUCCCCCAAAAGCAUUUCACUUGUCAAGAAAGAGAGAGAAGAAUAACAAAUGGCCUCUACUUUGGCAGUUAUGGCAGCCAUGCCGUUAACUUCAGCCACCCAGAAGAGGUUUCCGGCCUCCGGUGCCGCCUUCAACCCAUUGCAGGUCAGGCCCUCCAAGGCCGCAUCGGCAGUGGUGGCAUCGAAAACCACCGGAAAGUUUGUAGUCAAGGCCUCACUGAGAGAGAAAGCGGUAACGGGAUUGACAGCGGCGGCAUUGACGGCCUCCAUGAUGAUGCCAGAGGUGGCAGAGGCGGCUGUCUCACCUUCCCUCAAGAACUUCUUGCUCAGCAUCGGAGCCGGUGGCAUCGUGCUCGUCGUGCUUAUUGGUGCUGUGGUAGGAGUUUCCAACUUUGACCCUGUUAAGAGAACCUGAGAGAAACACUUUGUAAUCGUGCUUUGGCAUUCUUUUCUUGCUAUAUGUAUCUCUCUCAUGUGUGCUGUAAUGAUCUGUACUAAAAAUUUUAUGAAUAUGUAAUGGAUGACUCCAUUGGCUUUUGAUUCUACCAAAA
Messenger RNA from Rhododendron vialii, 789 nucleotides. RefSeq lists its product as uncharacterized. Gene Ontology annotation, cellular component: photosystem II; membrane. Gene Ontology annotation, biological process: photosynthesis. The record is from RefSeq and is a predicted model, not a curated record. The transcript has a single exon. Lineage: Eukaryota; Viridiplantae; Streptophyta; Magnoliopsida; Ericales; Ericaceae. The coding region runs from base 288 to 653 and encodes 121 amino acids.